AUGAAUACAAUCAGAAGGUUGAAUGAUGCAGCUGGGAGGGUCUACACUGGACAGCAAGAAGUUACAAGUUGCCUAGUGGAAUCCAUGAAAGGUUUAUUUGCCAAAGGGAAUCGAGUGGAGGAGAGCAGAAUCCUCCCUUUAGUCACCCCCAGAGUGACAUCUGACAUGAAACAGAUUCUCCUUGCACCUUUCACUGAGGAGGAGAUUUGGUUUGCACUGAAAUGUAUGGGAUCAAACAAAGCCCCUGGGCCAGAUGGAAUGUCAGCUCGUUUCUUUCAGAAACACUGCCAUAUUGUGGGCCAAACAGUCCUAAGUGAGCUAAGAGGCUACCUGGAGGUGGGAGAGUUCCCAAUGAUGCUAAAUAAGACUCUGAUUGCACUGAUCCCAAAGAAGAACAAACCUAGUACUCCUACUGACUUUCGCCCUAUAAGUCUGUGCAAUGUACUUUACAAAAUCAUGUCAAAAGUACUCGCAAACAGACUUAAACAGUUGUUGAAUAUGGUUAUAGGAGAGCAACAAAGUGCUUUCAUCCCUGGAAGGUUCAUAACUGACAACAUCCUAAUAGCAUUUGAGUGUUUCCAUACCAUCAAACAGAAGACUCGAGCAAAAACAGGGUUUAUGGCAGCGAAACUGGACAUCUCAAAAGCGUAUGAUAGGGUUGAAUGGGACUUCCUAGAAGCUAUGAUGUUAAAGUUUGGAUUUGCAGAAAGGUGGGUAAGAAUGAUUAUGAAAUGCAUCACAACAGUCACCUAUUCUAUUCUGGUGAAUGGACACAGAUCAGAGGAGUUUCAACCAGAGAUGGGUCUCAGGCAGGGGAACCCUCUCUCACCCUACUUGUUUCUGUUCUGUGUGGAAGGUUUAGCAACACUGUUAACAAAUGUUGUUAAUUCAGGGAAGAUACAUGGAUUGAAAACCUCGGCCAGAGGGCCAAUCAUCUCACACCUACUCUUUGCGGACGAUAGUGUCCUUUUCACUAAGAUACUCCACAGGAAAGCUGCCAACUAA
Messenger RNA from Linum trigynum, 1005 nucleotides. Lineage: Eukaryota; Viridiplantae; Streptophyta; Magnoliopsida; Malpighiales; Linaceae. The record is from the annotation of a GenBank genome assembly.